This is a messenger RNA of Adineta ricciae, 351 nucleotides long. Lineage: Eukaryota; Metazoa; Rotifera; Eurotatoria; Adinetida; Adinetidae. The record is from the annotation of a GenBank genome assembly.
AUGAUGAAUUCAUCAGUGAUAUUGAUGUUAUUUUUAACUCUUCUACAUAACAUCGAUAUUGUAACAGGUGACAAUGUAUUAAAAGCUGCUGGUGCAGAAGAAGCAAGUCAACAGGCUGGUUCAUUUACUGUAUCUGCUCCAACGGAUUCAGCUUUUGCAAAGAUACUUCAAGAAAUAGUUCAACGUUUACUCGAUCCAAAAAAUAGAGAUCAACUUGAUGAAAUACUUUUCUAUCAUGCAAUUGGUAAUAAAACAUUAACAGGUAAUUUUAUUGCAAUAAUUAAACAAAGAACUCAGAUUAAAACAAAUAAUGCUACAGUUGUCGCAUCUAAUAUCAUGGCUAAUAAAUAG